CUGGUUUGCGCCCCGCCAACAUUUGGAGAGUCGUCAUCGCCUACCAAACGCCCAACGCCGUUCCUCGGCAGUAAUUCCUUUGCUCGACGUCCCACCUCCCAGGCAUCGUGACCUAGUCCACCUAUUGUACAAACACCGCUCGCCGUCCCUAUCAUACGCACCUCUAGCAAAAAGACAACAUGUCUGGAAUUUGGGGCUGGUUUGGCGGGGGCUCAGCCGCGCAGAAACGCAAAGAUAGCCCCAAGAAUGCCAUUCUCGGCUUGCGAACGCAACUGGACAUGCUCCAGAAGCGUGAGCGCCAUCUACAGAACCAGAUCGAUGAACAGGAUGCCAUAGCACGAAAGAACGUCAGCACGAACAAGACUGCUGCGAAGCAAGCCUUGCGACGCAAAAAGGUCGCCGAAAGCACCCUCGAGACCACGCUGGGUCAGAUCACCACCCUCGAACAGCAAAUAAAUGCGAUUGAGUCUGCCAACAUCAACCGGGAGACCCUGGCCGCCAUGCAGGCAGCACGUGAGGCUAUGGGCAAGAUUCACGGCAAACUCACCCCCGAGAAGGUCGACGAGGAAAUGGCGAAACUCCAAGAAGCGAACGAUCUCAGCAAUGAAAUCGCCACAGCUAUUACCAGCGCCAACAUUGGACAACCGAUUGACGAGGGGGAGCUCGAGGACGAGCUUGAAAAGCUUCAGCAGGAGGAGGUGGACUCGAAGCUACACGAAACAGGUGGAUCGAUUCCUGUCCAUGAUAAGAUCUCUCUUCCGGCAGCCGGAACCGGCGCACUCAAGGGCAAAGAGAAGGCGAAGGCGGUUGUCGAGGAUGACGAGGAGGAGGAGCUCAGAAAGUUGCAGGCCGAGAUGGCUAUGUGAGUUAGGCACGCAGGCCUAGGAGUAUACAGAAGAGGAGGCAUGGAAACGGGGAUAUACAGGAUGCGAUUUAUGUGCGUGGCACCAUGUCGGUACCGCUUUCCAUUGUUGUGUCAUUGGCUUUUGUUAUUGGGAAGUAGGAGCUGGUUACGGUUGUU
This is a messenger RNA of Neurospora hispaniola, 1021 nucleotides long. RefSeq names its product vacuolar sorting protein 32. The transcript has 4 exons. Gene Ontology annotation, biological process: vesicle budding from membrane; late endosome to vacuole transport via multivesicular body sorting pathway. NCBI's taxonomy places the organism in Eukaryota, Fungi, Ascomycota, Sordariomycetes, Sordariales, Sordariaceae. Gene Ontology annotation, cellular component: cytoplasmic side of plasma membrane; multivesicular body; ESCRT III complex. Bases 180 to 866 code for a protein of 228 amino acids. The record is from RefSeq and is a predicted model, not a curated record.